CUUUAACCGGCUCUCUCAAUGAUGGAUAUACUCGAAGACCAGGGAUAGCUCUCUCCUUGGUCACCUGAGACGAGUUUUCUACGGAGCUUUGGGCUCUGACAUGGCCAGCAGAUUAUCUAGUGCGACGCGUCCAGAUCAUAUAUUGGCAGGUCGUGCCACUCUCCGUCUCUCAAAUUUCUCCAAUAGUUCUCUCCGCCUUCCGACUUUACCCUCUCAACUUUCGUCUCCCAUAAGCCUGACUGCGAUCAGGGCUGCAUCUGGAGCCAGCCUGAUCAGGAGAGGUGCUCGGUGCUCCAAAGAACCUCUUUCCUGCCCUAGAACCGUCUCCGCAACGGUUGGCCGGUUCCAGCUGCACUUCUCCUUCGCCGCCCGAGUCACACGAGACGGACAUCUCCAGCCUUCACCGUCGCUGCACUCACGGCCAUUCUCAAGUACAGCGCCAAAGAAGAUGGGGGCUACAAAGAUCGAUGGGAAGGCCAUUGCCCAGAAAAUCAGGGAACGACUGGCAGCGGAGAUUCGACAGAGACAAAGUGUGAACCCGCGGUAUAAACCAUGCUUGAAAAUCAUCCAAGUCGGUGAUCGACCUGAUUCGACCACUUACGUGCGAAUGAAGCUGAAGGCAGCUGAAGAAGCGGGUAUCGAUUGUGCACUGGUUCAUCUACCAGACUCAAUUUCAGAGCCUGAACUAUUACAACGGAUCAUUGACUUCAACAAUGAUCCUUCUGUCCACGGUAUCCUCGUUCAAUUGCCCAUCCCCAAACACCUUUCCGAGCAUACAAUCACCUCUGCAGUCGUGGACGAGAAGGAUGUGGACGGGUUUGGAGCUAGAAAUAUUGGAGAGCUCGCAAAAAGAGGCGGCAAGCCUUUCUUCGUCCCCUGCACCCCGAAGGGAGUCAUGGUGUUGUUACAAGAGAGCGGUGUCGAUCCCCGGGGCAAGACGGCUGUUGUCCUUGGCCGUAGCGACAUCGUGGGUAGUCCGGUCAGCUAUCUCUUGAAGAGUGCCGAUGCCACGGUCAUUGUCUGCCAUUCCAAAACCAAAUACAUCGAAGAUGUUGUCAAACAAGCUGAUAUCCUGGUUGCCGCCAUUGGCCAGCCGGCAUUCGUCAAGGGUGACUGGCUCAAACCAGGAGCUGUGGUCAUCGACGUCGGCACAAAUUACAUCCCUGAUGCCACAAAGAGCUCGGGACAGCGUCUCGUUGGAGACGUUGAAUUUGAGUCAGCUGUUCAGGUUGCUUCACAAAUCACGCCAGUCCCAGGUGGUGUUGGUCCUAUGACAGUUGCGAUGCUCAUGCAGAACGUCGUCGAUUCUGCUUCAGCUUACUUUGAGAGACUGAAGGCAAGACACGUUACUCCGUUACCGAUCAAGCUUACGAAGCCCGUACCGUCCGAUAUCGAAAUUUCGAGAUCUCAGCAUCCCAGGCACAUCACUCAAAUCGCUGCCGACAUUGGCAUUGCACCUCAUGAGUUGGAACCAUAUGGUGCUCACAAAGCCAAAGUUGACCUGUCAAUUCUUUCAAGGCUAGCGCAUCGUAGGGAUGGAAAAUAUAUUCUGGUCAGUGGCAUUACUCCAACUCCACUCGGAGAAGGCAAAUCCACUACCACAAUGGGUCUUACGCAGGCCUUGGGCGCUCACCUGGGAAAAGUGGCAUUUGCUAAUGUUCGACAACCAAGUAUGGGACCGACUUUUGGCAUCAAAGGUGGUGCCGCAGGUGGUGGCUACAGUCAAGUCAUCCCCAUGGAUGAAUUCAACCUUCAUCUGACGGGUGACAUCCACGCGAUUACAGCAGCAAAUAACCUUCUGGCUGCAGCUAUUGAUACACGCAUGUUUCACGAAUCCACACAAAAGGACGGGCCAUUGUACAAAAGACUGGUGCCCAGUAAAAAGGGCAAGCGCGAGUUUGCUCCGGUUAUGCUUCGCAGACUGAAGAAGCUAGGAAUUGACAAGACGAACCCUGACGAUCUGACCGAGGACGAGAUCAGGCGUUUCGCACGCCUAGACAUUGAUCCGGAGACAAUCACUUGGAGAAGAGUCCUUGAUGUCAACGACAGACUCCUGAGAGGCAUUACCAUCGGCCAGGCUCCCACCGAGAAGGGCCACAGCAGGCAGACAGCUUUCGACAUUUCUGUCGCAAGCGAGUGCAUGGCCAUUCUUGCACUCAGCAACGACCUGAGAGACAUGCGGGAGCGGCUUGGUCGAAUAGUGAUUGGGUCUUCAAAGGCUGGAGACCCUGUCACUUGCGACGAUAUUGGCGCUGGCGGAGCCCUGACUGCUCUCAUGAAGGAUGCUAUCAAACCCAAUCUCAUGCAGAGUUUGGAAGGGACCCCGGUUUUUGUCCAUGCUGGGCCAUUUGCAAACAUCAGCAUUGGUAACAGCUCUAUCCUAGCCGACAAGUUGGCGCUCAAGCUUGCCGGCACGGAACCUGAUGAAGAUCACGAAGCCAAGGCUGGCUUUGUCGUCACCGAAGCAGGCUUUGAUUUUACCAUGGGCGGUGAAAGAUUCUUCAACAUCAAGUGCCGCAAUUCCGGUCUUGUUCCCGACGUCGUUGUCGUCGUUGCUACCAUUCGAGCACUAAAGGUCCACGGCGGCGGUCCAGAGAUCCCCGUAGGAUCGGCGCUGCCGGAAGCAUACCGCACGGAAAACACCGAAAUGCUGCGCGCCGGCUGUGUCAAUCUCAAGAAGCACAUUGCCAAUGCCAAAUCCUACGGCAUCCCAGUAGUUGUGGCGAUCAACAAGUUCGACACCGACACGGAGGCCGAACUCAAAGUCAUUGAAGAAGAAGCCCUCGCCGCCGGUGCAGAGGCAGCCGUGCCCGCGAACCACUGGGCCGAAGGGGGUUCCGGUGCCGUCGACUUGGCCAAGGCCGUCAUUGCGGCCUCGUCGAAGCCCAAGGACUUCCAAUUCCUUUACGGCCUGGAUGGUACCGUUCAGGAGCGCAUCGAAAAGAUUGGCAAGGACAUGUACGGGGCCGGAAAGGUCGAGUUUAGCGAGCUGGCCCAGAAAAAGGUCGACAUGUACACUAGACAGGGCUUUGGGAACCUGCCCAUCUGCAUUGCAAAGACUCAGUACUCGCUGAGCCACGACCCGGCCCUCAAGGGAGCGCCCACGGGUUUCACGGUCCCAAUCCGGGACGUCAGGCUGGCCGUCGGCGCAGGGUAUCUGUAUGCGUUGGCCGCGGAUAUCCAGACCAUUCCUGGUCUCCCGACCGCGCCGGGAUAUUUGAAUGUCGAUGUGGACCCGGAGACUGGCGAGAUAGACGGACUUUUCUAGAUGGGCUUGUGGUGGCCGCGCUUGAGCAAAAAGAAAACCCCCCGGGAUUAACAGUACUACGUGUGGCAUGCCUUUUUUGACGACUUUCAACAACUCUUGAGAUACCCCAUUUCAACAAUCAUUCUAUAGGUGGUAGAUAAACAAAAGAAACCAAAUCUAUUGGAUUCAGUCCUAUUGAUUCCCGGGUC
This is a messenger RNA of Cladophialophora immunda, 3456 nucleotides long. RefSeq lists its product as uncharacterized. Gene Ontology annotation, molecular function: methylenetetrahydrofolate dehydrogenase (NADP+) activity; methenyltetrahydrofolate cyclohydrolase activity; formate-tetrahydrofolate ligase activity. Gene Ontology annotation, cellular component: cytosol. The record is from RefSeq and is a predicted model, not a curated record. Lineage: Eukaryota; Fungi; Ascomycota; Eurotiomycetes; Chaetothyriales; Herpotrichiellaceae. The coding region runs from base 101 to 3268 and encodes 1055 amino acids. Gene Ontology annotation, biological process: tetrahydrofolate interconversion. The transcript has a single exon.